UUAAUCGAUGUGUAUGGUCCUGAUAUCACAUUUGGGUAUGACAUCAGUUGUACACACUUGGUAACUGUGCUCCAGAGCAGUAUCGGGGAGAAGGCCAAACAAUCCAGACUUCGCUUCUUUGUCGAAGCAUUUCACGGGUAUGCUCACAACAGAAGAUGCCAGAUUCACUAUCAUCCUUGCUUCUUGACGUCGGCUGGAUUGGAAGAUUUCGAGACAUGCGAAUGGAUCUUCAGUCAAGAAAACCAAUGUGCUCAUCUUUUCCAGCACGGGUCUGCAUUCCAUCGGCACUUAACUCUCGAUUGGUUCUACCAGACAUGGGAUCCUGACCAUCACACAGUCCUUGGAGACUAUCUCUUCCAGAACUACCGAAAAGCCCUAAAGAUUAUCCGGACUGAAGGAGCAACCGUCACCGCACUACUCCAGAUGCUCAACUUGAUGACAGAUGAUCUGCUGAAGUUCCAGAGGGACGAGGAGGAGUUCUUCGAACGUCUGGAGAGAGAGCCCAUGGUGGAUGAGAAAGCAUAUGAAUAUCUGGAUGUCUUGAAGCUUCUGGACAAAGUAUGGUGUGUAGGGCCCGGUUUCUUGACGAAAAAGCGAGUAUUCAUUUCGAGACAGGGAAGAGCUUGCAGUGAGUGA
Messenger RNA from Dacryopinax primogenitus, 636 nucleotides. RefSeq lists its product as uncharacterized. The record is from RefSeq and is a predicted model, not a curated record. The annotation marks the transcript as partial. NCBI's taxonomy places the organism in Eukaryota, Fungi, Basidiomycota, Dacrymycetes, Dacrymycetales, Dacrymycetaceae. The transcript has 2 exons.